Molecule: messenger RNA, 1902 nt
Organism: Rhinichthys klamathensis goyatoka
Lineage: Eukaryota; Metazoa; Chordata; Actinopteri; Cypriniformes; Leuciscidae
Gene: sgpl1
Product: sphingosine-1-phosphate lyase 1
Exons: 14
Coding region: 163-1881 (572 amino acids)
Biological process (GO): carboxylic acid metabolic process; sphingolipid catabolic process
Cellular component (GO): endoplasmic reticulum
Molecular function (GO): pyridoxal phosphate binding; sphinganine-1-phosphate aldolase activity
Source: RefSeq, a predicted model, not a curated record
GCACUUCCUGAUAUAAGCUUGCUCCUCUGAUUGUGUCAUGCAACGGGGCAUCCGCUCUCAAAACAAGCCAAACAAAGAUCUUUCAGGCUGUCUUCCCCAUUUCUCACGGAGUAGUUGAAGAAGCGACUUUUUCCCAGACGGGUUGUAACCUUGGCAAACAAAAUGGACUACAGGAGUGCCUUGGAGGUGUAUAAGGAGAUGGUGCUGCUGUACAUAGAGGAGGCUCGGCGCUUUGUGAAUUCUCAAUGUGCUGGUCUGGAGCCAUGGCAGAUCAUUGCGGCCACUUUGCUGUCCACGCUCGGUGCGGUGUGGCUAAAGGGCUUCCUUUUCCAGCAAGAUAGCCUGACGUCAAGAGUAAAGAAGCAAUUCUUUAAAAUCAUCAGAAAAAUCCCAUUUGUCGGAGCAACAAUUCAGACUCAGCUCAACAAAGCAUUGGAUGACAUGUCAGUGAGUCUGUGCACCCUGAAGGAAGGCAUGAGCUACACCAAACACCUGCCAGCACAAGGCCUCACCCACAAACAGCUCCUUGACAAGAUCAGGGAAUAUGAGACACUGAGUGAGGUAGACUGGGCGAAAGGCAAAGUGUCAGGUGCAGUCUACUGGGGGGAUGAGAAGCUCACAGAUCUCCUGGUGAAGGUGUAUGGUGACUUUGCCUGGACAAACCCCCUCCACCCAGACCUGUUCCCCGGGGUUAGGAAGAUGGAGGCAGAAGUGGUGCGGAUGGCGUGCGCUCUAUUUAAUGGAGGGCCAGAUUCCUGUGGCACAGUUACCUCAGGUGGAACAGAAAGCAUCCUGAUGGCAUGCAAGGCAUACAGAGACAUGGCUCAUGAACGUGGCAUCAAACACCCAGAGAUCAUUGCUCCCGUGAGCGUCCAUGCUGCGUUUGACAAAGCUGCACAUUACUUUGGGAUGAAGCUCAUUCACGUACCUCUGGACAAGAAGACCAUGAAAGUUGAUGUGAAGGCCAUGAAGAGGGCCAUCUCUAGAAACACAGCAAUGCUGGUGUGUUCAACUCCUCAGUUCCCGCAUGGAAUAAUGGACUCUGUAGCAGAAGUGGCAACGCUUGCUGUAAAAUACAACAUCCCAUUCCAUGUGGAUGCAUGCUUGGGUGGGUUCCUGAUAGUAUUUAUGGAAAAAGCGGGUUUCAAACUUGAUCCCUUUGAUUUCCGGGUCAAAGGUGUGACCAGUAUCUCAGCUGAUACACAUAAGUAUGGUUAUGCUCCCAAAGGCUCCUCAGUGGUGCUCUACAGUGAAAGGAAAUAUCGCCACUACCAGUAUUUUGUAGCGCCAGAUUGGCAGGGAGGAAUUUACGCGUCUCCAUCCAUGGCUGGGUCUCGGCCUGGAGGCAUAAUUGCAGCCUGUUGGGCUACUAUGAUGCACAUGGGUGAGAACGGAUACGUUGAGGCCACCAAGAAAAUCAUUGGGACUGCCCGCAAAAUCAAAGCAGGAAUCCGUAAAAUAGAUGGGCUGUUUGUAUUCGGGGAUCCAGAGGUGUCUGUGGUGGCAUUAGGCUCCGAUGAUUUUGAUAUAUUUCGCUUAUCUAAUGCACUGACUUCAAAGGGCUGGAAUCUCAACUCUCUGCAGUUCCCAUCUAGCAUUCAUAUUUGUGUCACAAUGCUACACACACAGCCUAGUGUAGCAGAGCAGUUCGUCAGUGAUGUGAAGAGAGAAGUAGCCAUCAUCAUGAAGAAUCCUAAAGAGAAGACCACGGGAAUGGGAGCCAUCUAUGGCAUGGCCCAGUCCAUUCCUGACCGAUCGAUGGUGACUGAGGUCUCACAGGGCUUUUUGGACUGCCUCUAUAGCACUGAGGUGCCCAAGAUACAGAACAAGCCCCACAAAAACCAUAAGAACCACAUGAAUGGCAACUCCAAAGUGCACUGAGAUUAACUGCCAGGGUCUCCA